Molecule: messenger RNA, 1137 nt
Organism: Medioppia subpectinata
Lineage: Eukaryota; Metazoa; Arthropoda; Arachnida; Sarcoptiformes; Oppiidae
Source: the annotation of a GenBank genome assembly
AAUAAUCAUAAUACUCUAUACCAAACAGCAAACCAUGAGCUAUUGUCUAGCCGGGCUGGCUUUCAGGUGCUCACUUACCGAUAUUACGACAAUGUCCGGCACCUAUUAGACAUGAAUGGUAUGCUCACUGACAUACGCCAAGCAGCACCUGGAUCAGUCAUAUUAUUUCAUACUUGUGCUCACAACCCAACCGGUAUGGAUCCGACCCGAGAUCAGUGGUCACAAAUUGCCGACAUAAUGGUUGAGCGCCGACUGUUUCCCUUUUUUGACUGCGCCUACCAGGGCUUCGCAUCGGGCGAUCCCGAUAGAGAUACCUAUAGUGUACGUCUGUUUGUGGACCGGGGGUUAGAGUUGGUGUGCGCUCAAUCGUUUUCUAAAAAUUUUGGCCUUUAUGUUGUGACUAUAUUUAUUUUGCGCAAAAAUCAUCUAGGCGAACGCGUUGGUAACCUAACCAUAGUGCUAAAUAAUCCCAAACCUAUUAAAAAUAUAUGCUCACAAAUGUUGAUGAUUGUACGUGGUAAUUAUAGCGGUCCGCCCGCACACGGGGCUAGGAUUGUGACCAAGAUACUAAACGACCCACAACUAUAUGAAGAGAAGUGUUGCGUACAAAUAAUGGCAACACGAAUGCGGCAAAUGCGGUCCCAAUUGCGGGAACACUUGGAACGGUUGGGAACACCGGGCGAGUGGUCGCACAUUACCCGACAGAUCGGUAUGUUUUCCUAUACGGGACUAACGGACAGACAGGUCACACAUUUGUCGGACUCGUAUCACAUUUAUAUGCUCUCAAAUGGCCGGUUGUCGAUGUGUGGACUGACCACUAAAAAUGUUGAAUACGUGGCCAAAGCUAUUAGAGAUGCAUUAACAAUAUCGCUGUUUAGUAUACGAAUUGUCAACUGUCACUACGUGUCCAGAGUUGGCAGUACAGCGGCAGUACCGACGGCGCCACCGGAUGUCCACGCGGUCCAAGAGUUUAGCCAAUUGUGCGCCGAUAUUAAGGCCCAACUCGAGACGUGCGGUGCGAUUGACACCAAAAAGCGGAAAAUUGUUGAAAAACUCUUGGAGUGCGAGAAUGUUGUCAACACAAAUGCUAACCGAUUGGACGAACAGAAACGGGAUUUAUUGCUGUUAUCGAUAAGU